Gastrolobium bilobum is the source of this 2701-nucleotide messenger RNA. RefSeq names its product pentatricopeptide repeat-containing protein At1g80550, mitochondrial. The record is from RefSeq and is a predicted model, not a curated record. Lineage: Eukaryota; Viridiplantae; Streptophyta; Magnoliopsida; Fabales; Fabaceae. The transcript has 6 exons. Gene Ontology annotation, molecular function: protein binding. The coding region runs from base 1 to 1413 and encodes 470 amino acids.
AUGCGUUUGCGUUGGAUGAUUUUCACUUCAUUUUCCGCUCCACUUCCACUUCCACUUCGAUUCCGAUUUCGGUUUCAACCCUUUCAAACCCAAUUUUAUUAUUCCCAUUCUUAUUCCACAAAAUCAACUCUUGUUUCAGAUGAUUCCACCCACAUUGAUGACGCAACCGUUCGCGAAACGCUUGUCUCUUACAACAAUGACUGGAAGCGCGCGCUCGAGUUCUUCAAUUGGGUUGAGACCCAACACCACUUCCAUCACUCCACCGACACCUUCAAUCACAUGCUCGACAUUCUCGGUAAGUUCUUCGAGUUCCACUUAUGUUGGGAUUUGAUUCAUCGAAUGCACAAGAAAAACCCUUCUUCUUUCCCCAAUCACACCACCUUCCGCGUCAUGUUCAAGCGUUAUGUAUCCGCUCACUCCGUCAAUGAAGCUAUUGACACUUUCCAACGACUUGGUGAGUUUAAUUUGAAAGAUCACACCUCCUUUUCUAACCUCAUCGACGCACUCUGCGAGUACAAACACGUGCACGAAGCUCAAGAUUUGAUCUUUGGCAAGAACAUGAGUGUCAGUGUUGAUGGGGUUUUUGAUGGGAUUGGGGAUACUAAGAUCUACAACAUGGUUCUUCGUGGGUGGUAUAAAUUGGGAUGGUGGAGCAAGUGUUGGGAGUUUUGGGAGGAGAUGGAUAGAAAAGGGGUUCGUAAGGAUCUACACUCUUAUUCAAUAUAUAUGGAUAUCUUAUGUAAAGGUGGCAAGCCUUGGAAGGCUGUGAAAAUGUUUAAGGAGAUGAAGAGCAAAGGUAUCAAAUUGGAUGUGGUUGUCUAUAACAUUGUCAUUCGAGCUAUUGGUCUCUCACAAGGGGUUGAUUUUUCGAUUAGGGUCUUCCGUGAAAUGAAGGAGUUGGGGCUCAACCCCACUGUUGUUACUUACAACACUAUUAUAAGGCUUUUGUGUGACAACCACAGACAUAAGGAGGCACUUGCAUUGCUUCGUAGCAUGCCUGAAAAUGGUUGCAUCCCUAACACCAUUUCCUAUCAUUGUUUUUUUGCUUCCCUGGAGAAGCCUAGAGAGAUAAUUGCCUUGUUUGAUAGCAUGAUCGAAAGUGGAAUUCGUCCCUGUAUGGACACCUAUGUUAUGCUCAUGAAGAAGUUUGGGAGAUGGGGAUUCCUUCGACUGGUUUUUUUAGUGUGGAGUAAAAUGAAUCAACUUGGUUGUAGUCCAGAUGCUUCUGCUUACAAUGCUUUGAUAGAUGCUCUUGUGGAAAAGGGGUUGAUAGAUAUGGCUAGGAAGUACGAUGAAGAGAUGUUAGCGAAAGGACUUUCGCCUAAGCCGAGGAAAGAGUUGGGGACAAAGCUGGUGGAAGAAGAAUCUGCUGAUGAAUUGUUCUUAUGCAAGCAUACAGACACACAAGUGUAAGCCAUUCAAAAGAUAUUGAAAUUCAAUGGUUUAUAGUCUUAUUGUAGAGCAUGUGAGCAGUGUGUAAGAAAUCUUUACAUGUAUGUAACAUUACUCAUCAAUAUCAACCAAUUUUGAAGUAAUCACUUUUAAAAUCCUAACACUCCAUUUUUCUUCUUCCCUCCUCAUUUUUAACUGCUCUGAUCUGAAAACGGUCUCUCCCCCACUUGCUGUCCAGUUUGGAAGUAUAUUCAAUUCCAUGAGCUAACUCACAUAAAGUAUUGUCAUAAAAUCAUCACACUAACAAUAAUUAUAUGACCAUCCAAAGUAUUGCUAUUGGGAAGCUACCUUCACGUAACAGACAUUUAUCACUAGGCCAAAAGCUGUGAUUGUUGUUAAGAAGACAAUUUUAUUUCCAUAUUGUGGCAACUGGCAACGCAUGGCCCCAUGUCAUAUUGUGCUACUGUGGGUCUUGAGGUGCUUUGCAGUGCAAACUUGGCACAUCAGUAGGCUCGGCUGUCAAGCACCUUUGGUGUGCACCCAUACACACAUGGAGUCCAGGGAUGAUUGCUGGCGUCCAACAAAACCAACAGUUAGCAACUCACAAGUCAUGAUCUUAUGGCAGUUGGUUUUCUGAUGCUUAUAUUGGCAGUUGUUGGCAUCAUGAUCGGAAUUUUUGCUGGAAAUUGACUGUCUAUAUUGGGAGUGGCAGAUACGUGCAUUGCAAUGGAAGAUUAGCUUAAUCAGCCACAAAAUCAUAUGACUCUUAGCAAACUUCCUCCUUGUAUGGAUGAGGCCUUUGGACACAACCAGAAACAUCUCCUUCCAAAUAAUCAAAUUGAUUAAUGCAUUUGUGGUUAAUGUGGCCAAUGCUGAUGUGCGUUCUUUUGUGCAAGAUAUCUACUACAAUCAAUCUGGUUUUCUGGUUCUUCUGCCCCUCCUGUGCAAUCCAAUUUUCUCUAACAUAACUGAACAGACAUGUGACCUCCUUGAAGUGGACUUAAAAGAGUGCACCUACAAUCUUCUUUUGGGGUGGGUUCAUUUUUCAGCCUUUUGGAGAAAGAGUCAUUUCCCCGAUUUGCAUUGGAUUUUCUGCUCCCUUGGUGUGUAAGACAUUGUUGGUACCUCAGUUGGAGACAUCAUGGAUACAAGUGAUUGGAUAGAUCAACUGCAGUCUGAAACCCGCCAACUCAUUUUCUAUAUAUUGGCGGCUACCUUAAAGAAACAUCAAUUAUUAGUAGAUGAAGGGGGAUUGAUUGAACUUCAAAAAAUUGCUCGAACUAUUGAGGAAAAAACUUACGCUGGUGCU